Molecule: messenger RNA, 1925 nt
Organism: Ruditapes philippinarum (Manila clam)
Lineage: Eukaryota; Metazoa; Mollusca; Bivalvia; Venerida; Veneridae
Product: kelch-like protein 24a
Exons: 2
Coding region: 165-1823 (552 amino acids)
Molecular function (GO): protein binding
Source: RefSeq, a predicted model, not a curated record
CAUCUUCGGCACUUUCCGUCAUUAUUCGAUCAUGUCCGAGUGGUAUCAACGAUUGUAGUAAAGUGUAUGGUAUUUACAGUCUUUCGCCUUUAAAUAAUACACAUAAGAAUUCGCAAUAUACGGACAAAACAGAAGAGGAAGUUGACAGCGCAAACCGAGACACUAUGGAACGCAAGUAUCGUCAGAAAUAUUUGGAUAACCUGGCGAAGGGUGUAGAGGGAAUGUGGUUAAAGCAGCAAAACACGGACGUGACGGUGAAGGCGGGAAACAAAACGUACAGGUGUCAUCGCGUGAUACUGGGCUCCCUGUCCAACUAUUUCAAAGAAUUAUUCUUACAUAAGCAAGAGGAAACAGUAGAUGUUUUGAAUAUUGAAAGUCAAACAUUUGAAACGGUGUUACUGUACAUAUACACGGGUAAAACAGAAGAUGUGGAAAUAAAUACUGAAAAGGUACUCUCUGCCGCUGUUCAGCUCCAAAUUCCAUGUUUACAAGAUAUCUGUGAAGAUUUCCUAGUGCUGAGACUUACCUCUGAAACUUGCGUGGGCAUAUAUAAACUAGCAUCGGACCUUGGGUGUGCGUCUCUUGUUAAACAAAGUUUGGUAUAUAUUUUAGAACACUUUGAAAGCGUUACGAAGUGCAAAACCUUCAUGAAUCUGAGCGUUGACGAAUUGAUCGCAAUUAUAAAUGUUGAUGAUCUUAAUGCAUCCUCGGAAGAAGUCGUGUGUGAUGCUGUACUGGGAUGGAUUGCUGAAGAUCCUAAACAAAGAAGUAUACACUUAGAAAAACUCUUCAAUUUUGUACGAUAUCCUCUCCUUAGCGAAGAGUACCUAGAAAAACUGAAAAGGCAUGUACUGUUAUCUAAUUCUGAAUCAGGUCUGAAAAUAUUAAACAAAAUCACAAACUUUAGGAACACAGGACAUUUGGAAAUAACAGUGAAUCCGAGGCAGUUCCAAUAUCGUACUGAGGAGCUAAUUUGUGUCGUUGGAACAAGAAGUAGACAACCAAACCCAGAAAGUACUGAGAUAAAGUGUUUCAGUUUCAACAAGGAAAAGGAGUAUAGCCUUGCUUCAAUACCGGAAGAGCCCGGCGCGCGCUUUGCCGUCUGCUCAAGUGACAACGAUGUUUAUCUCUCUGGAGGGUAUUUAGGACAGAAACGUAUGCUACGCUAUUCGGCGACUGAUAAUGAGUGGGAAAUAUGUGCCGAUAUGAGUGAAGGACGUUGGGGGCAUUGCAUGACAGCCAUUGACGGUCACAUCUACAUUGUUGGCGGUAGUAAGAAAGUCCCAGCACCAAUUUCCGAGAUCGAAAUGUACAACACAAGAACAAACGUAACGACUGUUGUUGGCUCACUUGCAAUACCCGUGUCUUUUGCGGCCGUUGCAACCUUGGGGAAAAAUGUGUACAUAUUUGGAGGAAAAUCGGAAAAGAAAAGUAGUUGUGGAAAAGUACAGUGCUUCGACACGGAUACAAAUUCUUGCAAAGUCGUGUGUGACAUGCCAGAAUUUGAGACAACAGUGAGCAGAACAGCUGUUGUUGACAACACCAUCUAUAUCUUCUACGGCCACGGCGAGGUCGUUACAUUUAAAGACGACGCACUGGAAGUUUCGCCAACCGGCAUUGCGUUCGAUCAUUUUGGAGUGGUUGUACAUGGCGGGCGUAUCUUAAUCGAUGGUUGCUAUGGUAACCAAUAUUCUACCAUGAUGUUUGACCCGGCUACAAAAACGAUUGAACAGUACUCUCGACCAGUCAAAGCUGCUUUGUGUAAUUUCUACUGCAUGCCUAUUGUAAUUAACAGAAAUAUACUACAACAUACAAUGAUUUAAAACAUGACUUUUUUCCCUGUAACUUUCAUACUAUGAUUUAAUGAUGUCAUUUUCCGGAAACUUUAUGAGCAUGUAAUAAUGACAAUUGUGAUGCUUCACUGA